AAAACGUGCUCAUAACAUCGGUGACUACGUAAGUAUCACUGCAAUUGAAAAGACAAAGUCACCAGUCACCAUUGAUGACACCAAGGCGGCUAAAAAGAGAGAUGAUAAACGAACAGUGGAACAUUCUCAUGAGAACUUUGAUGAUGUAAGUGACGUCACUGCAACUGAAAGUUCUAAGAUAUAUUUGACCAAAUCAACAUCCAAGGAGCCAGAUGAUGAUGACCAUACGAUGACUAAUCCUGAUACUAAAGACAAAGAUCGCGAGAAAGGGGAAGAAAUGGGGACAGAUAAUACCUCAAAAAGUAAACGUGACCUUUUUGAUGAAGAAGAUGUAAAAAGAAUCUUAAGGUUCAAAGAAGUAAAAUCAUUUGGAAGAGAAUAUUCCUUUUCAACUAAAUCUUCCAGACUAAUGAUUAAACUUGAAAACACACCACAAACAUCAACCACCAAAGAGAUGCUAAAAUCAAUGCUUGGUGAGAAGUAUGACUUUGAUUUUGCUGAAUAUAUCGAUCCUAACAUUAAGCUGAGUGAGUUUGGUUGGUCAACUGGUUUUGUCAGUGAUUUCUCCGAAGUUAUGCCGCCAUGUCGUGCCAAAUGUUAACAUUGAUGGAGAAGUACUCAUAAAGCCAAAAGAGGGUCCAGUAUACGUUUUAGGUCACCUCAAAUACGCCAUUGAUUUGCCUGAUAGUGAUACAUGUGAUACGAACCCUGGUAAAUACGAUAUCGCA
Owenia fusiformis is the source of this 728-nucleotide messenger RNA. NCBI's taxonomy places the organism in Eukaryota, Metazoa, Annelida, Polychaeta, Sabellida, Oweniidae. The record is from the annotation of a GenBank genome assembly.